This is a messenger RNA of Thlaspi arvense, 687 nucleotides long. Lineage: Eukaryota; Viridiplantae; Streptophyta; Magnoliopsida; Brassicales; Brassicaceae. The record is from the annotation of a GenBank genome assembly.
UAUAAAUUUGACCGAUUCUUUUCUCAUUCUCCAACUCUUAAAACACAAAUCACAAUACCAAUGGCGUUCGCUCUUAAGUAUUUUGUUGUUUUUCUUCUCCUCUCUAUGUUCACUCAAGGACUGUGCGGCUGCUCUUUCGGUGACAUCCAGAUCGGGACGGUGAGGACUGGGAGAGAAUUCUCCGGACAACCGGAGUGGAGAGUGACGGUGAUAAACACGUGUAACGGUCCUCAAAAGGACGUGACUCUCUCUUGCAGAGGGUUUGCUCCUCUGCACCCUGUCCAGCCACAGCUGCUGCUCCCACAAGGAAACACGUGUCUUCUGAUCCAAGGAAAAGCUUUGCCAGCUGGCGGUUCCGCUCAGUUCACAUACGCCGGCGAGCCUUACAUCUUCAGACCCGUAGGCUCCACGGUCGGCUCAAGGAGCAACCAUUGAUGUCUUUUGCUUAUUAUAGCUUAAAAUUGUGGACAAAGAUAUUAGGUUACUUUCAUCUCAAGCAAGACUAUGUUUUAUCAUUCUUCAGUGACCCAGCAGGACGCAUAACCGUCUGUUUGUGUAAAGUUCUGUGGGGAAGCCGUUUAUAAAUGAAUAAUCCAAAAAGCCAUGAUGAGAUGAAAACAGAGCAGCAGUAGACAUACACUUAAAACAUACUAAUUGAAAUCAGUAGAAAGAUCUACAGAGAAUUUG